AUGAUAAUCGGAAACAAUAUAUUCAUUGUUUUUUGUGAUUGUCCUGAUUUCGUUACUGUCGAUUGGAGUUGUUCAUAUUUGAUGGUUGUUUAAAUGUUAAAGCUCAAUUUGUUAUGUGAUUUAAUUUUAAAUUAGUUGUAGAGCUGAUGAAUUUUGUUGUGUGGUAUACCUAAGGGGAGGAUUUGGAAGAAGGUAAUUAUGUUUUUGAGGAUUGCAAAUUCCUAUUCGAGUUAUGAAAGAAGAGAGGGCCAACAAAAGGUCAUGGGAAUUAUUGGUUGUUGGUUCAAUGGUGGAUAACUCUAUCUGUUUGUAUGCAUAUUACAGGGGAGAGAGGUUUUGAGACCCAAUUUUGCAUUCUCGAAUUCGAAAUCCAUCUUGAGAGAGUUUCUCGCCUCGGGGGGCUAUUGGCUCGGCAAGAAAUGGAUCCUGGUCGCUAUGGUCUUCAUCAAGGCUGGGAUAAUAACAGCGCUCUUGAGGGUUAUGGUGCGGUCCAUGAGCCAAAUUAUCGGGUUGGGGGUGCUUAUGAGGAUAGACGCUUUGUAGAUGAAAGAUAUCCAAGGGAUGCCAUAUACCAGAGAAAUGCUUUCCAUCGUGACAUUUUGGAUAGGGAGGGCUAUAUGCCACCAGGACCUCCUGUUGGCCACUGGAAUCAAUCCAAAAGGAGAGGUUAUGAGGAAGAUUAUCCAAUGGACAGAGAAUCUAGACGUUUUCAGAGGCCUUAUCAUGAGCCGUAUAAUCAGAUUGAUGCCUACAGAGAAGCCGAUAUUGACACGUUCCCAGAAUAUGAUAAGUUUCGAGAUGGUUAUGGCAGCAUUGAAAAUUAUGGGGAUCGAGGAUAUGAUAAACCUGCCAGGUUUGGAGGACAUGACCGUGAUGAUUAUGCAUAUGAUGACUAUGGCUACAAGUCCCGUGCUUCUCAUCAUCGUAGGGAGGAUAGCCAUGAGAGGGAUUAUGAUCAUGGCCGCCAUAGUUAUGAUUCUGAUUAUGAAAGAGGCAGUAGAAGAGAUAGUAACUGGAGGCGACGUGGAUCACGUGAUCGAGAACAUGAUAGAAGAGGUCUUAGUCGGGAAAGAGAUGUAAGCCCGCGUAAGAGGCGUGAGCAUUCUCAUUCUAGGUCCCGGUCCCGUUCCCGGUCCCGGUCCAAAUCUCAGUCCCAUUCCCAAUCCCGUUCCCAGUCUCGUGGAUACGACGAUCAUCCAAGAUCAAGGUCCCCUCGAGGUCGAAGCCAUAGUCGGAGUUAUAGAGAAGAUAGCUAUAGUGACAGUCGAUACGAUAGAAGUGAAAGACGCAGGGAUCGUGAGGAAAAACGUCAGCGUGAACAUUAUUCAGUGGCCCCAUCUGCAACUAUUGUUGUGAAAGGUCUCUCACAGAAAACUACUGAGGAGGAUCUGUACCAAAUACUUGCGGAGUGGGGACCCCUUCGUCAUGUUCGUGUUAUAAAGGAAAGAAAUUCUGGCAUUUCUCGGGGAUUUGCAUUUAUCGAUUUUCCUUCUGUGGGAGCCGCACAAGCAAUGAUGGACAAGCUAGGAGAUGAUGGUCUUGUUGUGGAUGGCAGAAAGCUUUUCUUUGAAUAUAGUAGUAAACCUACUGGUGGUCCAGGUCCUGAUGGAGCUAUGAAAUCAGGCCAUAAUCAUAAGAGCAUUACAAUACCAUCUGAUUGGAUGUGCACUAUAUGUGGCUACAUCAAUUUUGCACGUCGUACCUCCUGUUAUCAGUGUAAUGAGCCACGAACUGAGGAUGCUCCUGCAGCAGAUAUUUCAUUAACAAAUUCAUCAGCCAUGGGGAAGAAGGGUCUGGAGGCAGGUCCAACUCAUGUUUUGGUUGUUCGUGGAUUGGAUGAAAAUGCUGAUGAGGAAAUGCUCCGCUAUGAGUUUUCUAAACAUGCUCCAAUUAAGGAUCUGCGUCUUGUGAGAGACAAGUUUACACAUGUCUCAAGGGGAUUUGCAUUUGUACACUUUUAUUCGGUGGAGGAUGCUACCAAAGCUCUUGAGGCAACAAAUGGGACUACUCUUGAGAAGAAUGGACAAAUUCUAAGAGUGGCAUAUGCUAAAAGUAUCUUGGGCCCUGGAUCAGGAGCACCAGGAACUUCACAAUCAAGCAGCCUUGCAGCAGCUGCUAUUGAGGCUGCGACAUUUGCUCAACAGUAUGAUUCUGUGGGGUGGGCUCCAAAAGAAUACAAUCCCGAUGAUAAGCAAGCUACUGCUCCUGAGCAAAGCACCACAGGUGGUGCUCCACAAUCAGGCUUUGUUUGGGAUGAAGCAUCCGGUUAUUAUUAUGAUGCAGCAUCUGGGUUUUACUACGAUGGAAAUACUGGUCUUUACUACGAUGGUAACAAUGGGAUAUGGUAUACGUAUGACCACCAAACUCAACAGUACAUCCCUUGCACUGAACAAAAUCAAAACAACACAGCUAAUCAGCAGUCUGAACCUUCCAAGGCAUCUGAUGGUGCCAGUAGUAAAAAGGUGGUAAUUUCUGCACCGGCUUCUACUGUUGCAUCAGUUGAGAAGCCUGCAUCAUUGGCAGAUGCUGUGCAGGCUGCUGCAACGGCUGCUUUAGCUGCUGAGAAGAAAGAAAAAGAGAAGGCAAAGGAGAUAAAACUUGCCUCAAAAAGCAGUAUUCUAGCAAACAAGAAAAAAAUGAACAAUGUGUUGUCAAUGUGGAAGCAGAGGAGCCAUGAAGGGCAGGCUACUCGAGUAGCCUUGGAGGACAAUCAACUCUCUGUUUCCACCGAUGAUAGGUCAUACCCUACAAAGAACAAGUUAAAAGGUGAAUCUAUGCCUAGGGAAACCAACGUAUCUAGCUUGGGAACACAUACAACUGUUAUCCAGGCUGCUGGUUUGGACUCUCAGGCACAGGCACGGCCUGUUAGUAAUAGUCUUGGUGGAACUAUUAUGGGAGUUAUAAGGGGUUCAGGAAGAGGGGUUGUCAAAUCAGAUAGCUACCCUGGUUCUACAGCUUCUCCGUCAUCAUUUUCAAGUUCUUCAGCUGCAAGUGUCGAUGCACAGAUAAGUUCAACUCCUUUUAGAACAGAUGUCUCUGCCUUGGGUUCAUAUACACCAUCAGUGGCUGCCGGAAGUGGCAGAAGAAGGUUUUCAGAAGCGCCUAGUUCCGCUUCAAUUCAUAAGGAGCAACCUCAAACAACCUAUAGAGAUCGUGCAGCUGAGAGGAGAAGUUUGUAUGGCUCAUCAUCAUCGGGUGGGAAUGAUUUGGCUGAUUAUGAAAUUGGGGAUUCAAAUCGAGAUUUUGUGUCGAGGAAGGGUGAUCCUAUGCCUUUUCCUCCUGGGGUUGGUGGAGGACGUGCAGUUGGAGAAGUCAACCUUGAUACUUUUGAGGUGAUAACAGCAGAAAAAGCACUUGAUGAAAACAAUGUUGGCAAUCGUAUGCUUCGCAACAUGGGAUGGCAGGAAGGCUUGGGACUUGGAAAGGAUGGGAGUGGAAUGGUAGAGCCAGUGCAGGCACAAGCCAUGGAGAAUAGAGCAGGACUUGGAAGUCAGCAGAAGAAGUUAGAUCCUAGCCUUGAGGUGCAGGCAGGGGACAGUUAUAAGAUGCUUAUUCAUAAAAAGGCACUUGCCAGGUUCCGGGAAAUGAAUGACAGUUAAAGGUUUGAAGUUGAACCCUCCAAAAUUUAAUAUUUAAGCCUUGAGAAAUGAGAAACAUAUAAUAUUAAAAUCUGUAGGUUUUUUUUUAAUGUUUUCCUAGUGUAGUGACAGUGACAUAAAAUAUUGUCAGUUUUGAAAUCUAGUGAUUAAGUCAGCUUUCUUUUGCACUGGUUGAACUCAAGUGUAUUAGAAUGUCAUUUAAUUUGUGUUUGCCUUGGUGAGCCAAGAAAAAACUUGUGAUGGAUUUGUAUUUUUUUUAUUGGUUUUUCUUUCUUAUGUUUGGAAGAUGUGUGA
Molecule: messenger RNA, 3893 nt
Organism: Arachis duranensis
Lineage: Eukaryota; Viridiplantae; Streptophyta; Magnoliopsida; Fabales; Fabaceae
Product: SUPPRESSOR OF ABI3-5
Exons: 15
Coding region: 312-3599 (1095 amino acids)
Biological process (GO): mRNA splicing, via spliceosome
Cellular component (GO): nucleus
Molecular function (GO): RNA binding
Source: RefSeq, a predicted model, not a curated record